AAAUUACGAUCAUACCUCCGCCCUGGAAUUCUGAAGUUUGGAAGUGGUUUUGAUGACAUGGAGCACUUAACAGCACUGGAUGAAAAGUACAUGAUUUUGAGCUACCUGUUGUGACUCCACAGCACCAACUUUACAACCAGUAGUUAAGCCUACAGAAAUGGUUCAGAAAGACAAGACUGUGGGGGAGACGUCUCAAGUGGAGGUUGAGGCAAACUCGGGGCCGUCUGAGACUAGUUCUGAGGGCCCUGGCCCAGUGGAAGAGCCGGGAAACAUCGUUGUGGAGGUGUCGGCUCGCAGGAAAUUCAUCAGUGGAGUGGUGGAGGGCUUCUAUGGCCGUCCAUGGACAAUGGAACAAAGGAAAGAACUAUUCAGGAGACAGCAGAAAUGGGGCUUGAACACGUACCUGUAUGCUCCUAAGGACGACUACAAACACAGGAUGUUCUGGCGAGAAAUGUACUCUGUAGAAGAAGCAGAACAACUGAUGACCCUGAUCAGUGCUGCAAAGGAGUAUGGGAUUGAGUUUAUCUAUGCCAUCUCCCCAGGCCUUGACAUAACCUUUUCAAACCAGAAAGAAGUGUCAGCACUCAAGAGGAAACUGGAUCAGGUGACUCAUUUCGGAUGCAAGUCAUUUGCUUUACUGUUCGAUGACAUCGACCACAACAUGUGUCCUGCCGACAAGGAGGUGUUCAGCUCCUUCGCCCAUGCCCAGGUGUCAAUCACUAACGAGAUCUUCCAGUACCUGGGAGAGCCUGAGACCUUCCUCUUCUGCCCCACAGAAUACUGUGGAACAUUCUGCUACCCAAGCGUGGCCCAGUCCCCCUACUUGCACACAGUGGGCGAGAAGCUGCUGCCUGGUGUUGAAGUGCUGUGGACAGGUCCUAAGGUUGUAUCCAAAGACAUCACAGUGGAGUCCAUAGAGGAGGUCUCUAAAAUCCUGAAGAGAGCUCCGGUAAUCUGGGACAACAUCCAUGCCAACGACUAUGACCAGAAGCGCCUUUUCCUAGGGCCGUACAAGGGGCGCUCCACAGAGCUCAUCCCCCGCCUUAAGGGUGUUCUCACCAACCCCAACUGUGAGUUUGAGUCCAACUUUGUGGCUAUCCACACCCUGGCCACUUGGUACAAGUCCAACAUGAACGGCGUGCGCAAGGAUGUCGCCAUGACGGAUGGAGAGGACAGUACCGUGUCCAUCCAGAUUAAGCUGGAGAACGAGGGCAGCGAUGAAGAGUUGGAGACAGACAUGCUGUACAGCCCUCAGUUGGCCCUGAAACUGGCCCUGACUGAGUGGCUUGGGGAGUUUGUGGUGCCUCACCACUAUAACAGUCGCCAGGUACCCCACAGUGGUGCCAAGAGUUCAGCUAUUGACAUGGCAACCCUGGGCACCUCCUCGCUUUGCUCCUCCACAACGGUCACCACCGUUUUUCAACAGCCCAUUAUGGCCCCUUCAGGUGCCCCUGACCCCAACAACCACCCCAUGGUCAAGAGAUUGCAGCAACAGGAGGUAGAGGAGGUGGAUGUGGGGAAGAAAGAAUUUGAUGAUGAGCCCAUGGAGAUGGUGGUUGAGAAACCAGACGAGACGGACACAGAAGCUGAGUCUGUGGCAGAGGCUGAUACGGAGACCAAGACCUGCCUGGCCCACUUAGACAAGAUGGCUGAGGACAUGAAGCCCAUGGACACAGACAGGGAGGUACAGAUUCCUGAGCCAAAGUGUCCUGAAGAAGACAUUGACAUGGCCCCAAUGCAGACAGACGAACAGCUCAAACAGGAUGUCUUUAUUCCCGGCCCCAAUGAAAAGGCACUGUUCACUGCGGAGCCUCUCUCUUUGGACGACCUCACCCUGCUAGCCGAGCUCUUCUACCUGCCCUACGAGUACGGGCCCAAGGCAAUGCACAUGCUCAAGGAGUUCAACUGGCUACGAGCCAACAGCAGCACCGUCAGCGUCAACUGUCAGGGAAAGGAACCUGAGAAGGUAGCCGAGUGGAAGGCCCGGGCUGAAAAGUUUGAGGAGAUGUGUUGCUCCGUAAUCCAGAUGUUCACUAGGCUGUCCAACUCUGCCAACCGCACCAUCCUCUACGACCUCUACCCUUACAUCUGGGACAUCAAAAGCAUCACCUCCAUGGUCAAGUCCUUUGUCCAGUGGCUAGGGUGCCGUAGUCAGGCCACUGCACAGUUCCUUAGUGGAGACCAAGAGCCUUGGGCCUUUAGGGGCGGUCUAGCAGGAGAAUUCCAGAGAUUGUUACCAAUCGACGGGGCAAACGAUCUUUUCUUCCAGCCUCCCCCAGCAAUGCCGACAUCCAAAAUCUAUUCCAUCAGGCCCUACUAUCCUAAAGAUGAGCAUGCCGUGUACAAGAUCUGCAGAGAGAUGUACUCUGAAGGAGUAGAGGGACUGCCUUUCUCUGGAGAGGAGCCUGACCUCAUAGGGGACCGGUUUGUAGGAGGGUUCCUGAACCUGAGUCCAGAUUAUGGCUUUGUCCUGGAGGAUGAGGAGGGGAUAUGUGGUUAUGCACUGGGAACCGUGGAUGUCAAGCCCUUCGUCAAAAAGUGCAAGAUGAGCUGGAUCCCCUCCAUGCAGGAAAAAUACAACAAGCCUGACUGCCAGAAGGACCUCUCUGAAGCUGAGAAGAUGAUGUUGAGUUUUCAUGAGGAGGAGGAGGGCCUCCCGGAGUCAUUCCUGUCCAAUUUCCCAUCCUUAAUCAAGGUGGACAUCCAUGCCAAGGUCACCGACCCCAGCGUUGCCAAGAGCAUGAUGGGGUGCCUGCUUUCCUCCCUCAAGGCAAAUGGUUCACAUGGUGCAUUCUGUGAAGUGCGUCAGGCAGACAAGCGGAUGAUAGACUUUUACAGUAAGCUGGGCUGCUUCGAGGUUGCUAAGAUGGAGGGCUUCCCGAAAGACAUCAUCAUCAUGGGCCGCAGCCUCUGAGGAGGACAUCAUCAUCACCAUGCAAUGCAGUCUCUGACAUCGUCAUCAUCUUUGUUGCAGCUUCUGAGACAGUUUGCUUUGGCCAAAAAAGCAACUACGGAGCUGCAUAGAGAUUCAGCCCGGAUAAGGAUUUCCAUCUGACUGUUAAUUUUAUAAAUCAAAUCUAUAUGUGUCUAGUCCACCCAGGAGUAGGCGAGGCUAGAGGCAGCUUGUUUUUAGGUAGUGUUCAGAAAACACACUUGUACAGAUUCAUUGUGCUGUACCCAGAUGCCUAGUGCUCUGCCUGGAUUAAAAAUGAGUACCAAAACGUAAGAGCCACAGAGGUCAACUGCAGCCCUGUAAAGCUGUGUGCGCGUGUGUGUGCGCGUGUGUGUGUGUGUGCGCGUGUGUGUGCGCGUGUGUGUGCGCGUGUGUGUG
Molecule: messenger RNA, 3331 nt
Organism: Esox lucius (northern pike)
Lineage: Eukaryota; Metazoa; Chordata; Actinopteri; Esociformes; Esocidae
Gene: oga
Product: O-GlcNAcase
Exons: 19
Coding region: 158-2914 (918 amino acids)
Biological process (GO): glycoprotein metabolic process
Molecular function (GO): beta-N-acetylglucosaminidase activity
Source: RefSeq, a predicted model, not a curated record